Messenger RNA from Vitis vinifera (wine grape), 2046 nucleotides. RefSeq lists its product as uncharacterized. Lineage: Eukaryota; Viridiplantae; Streptophyta; Magnoliopsida; Vitales; Vitaceae. Gene Ontology annotation, biological process: cytoplasmic stress granule assembly; P-body assembly. Gene Ontology annotation, cellular component: P-body; cytoplasmic stress granule. Bases 167 to 1390 code for a protein of 407 amino acids. Gene Ontology annotation, molecular function: ATP binding; mRNA binding. The record is from RefSeq and is a predicted model, not a curated record. The transcript has 5 exons.
CGCCCUCGCACUCCAUAAACCUCAAGUAUACUUCGAACCCUCCACUCCCAAUAAGAAAGUACCGCCAUUUUCCAAGGCAUUCACGCCCUCACGGCCAACAGCCGCCUUAGAUCCUAGGAGUCUUCUCUUUCUCGCAAACGCUUCUCUUCUCUUGGGUGUGGUUCUGAUGGCGAAGGGUGACGAUGCAAUACAAAGAAAGAAGAACAAAUCGAAUCGGAAGAAACUCCACAAGGACUCAUCCUCCUCUGCUGUCUCUGCUCGUGUUGCCGCCAUUAUCGCCUCCAAGAAGCGUCGCAAAUCCGGAAAACGCCGCAUCUGCGAGGGAAUGUGUUUUAGCCUUCCUACUCCUGAGGAUCCAUUCAAUGAGAGACAUGAGAAAAAGGAUAGUAAAAGACAAAAAACAAAGAAGCUUGUGCCUUCACGGCAAGAUGGUGGACUUUCCUCCAAUGGGACCAAUACAGCUCUGACGAAUGGAACUCUGGAUGGGAAUCAUGUAAAUGUAGAUCAUCAAGAACUGAAAAGGCAUGUCAAAAAUAUAAAGAAUGAGCAGAAAGAGGUUCUUCCGUCCAUUGAUAAUGUGGGAGGGAAAUCAGAAAAAGGUAAGAUUCCUCUGCCAGGGAAGGGUAGGAUUGUCCAUGGUCAACAACAACAGUCCUGUGAAAACUCAGAUUGUCCAUCAAAGUUUCUCAUUCUGUGCUUGAAGUCAAUCCAGAGUGCAUUGCAGCAGGAUGUUAUCUUCAAUUUCAAAGAAGACAAGCCUUUAUUUGUUAAUGAAUGGGGAGUUGAGUUCUGGAAGUGUUAUUCAUCCGGUAUUAAUAUAUUGGAGACAAGUGGAGCUUGUUCUACCUUGGAGCAAAUUGCUUGGAUGAUUUCUACUGCUGCUGAUACUAUUGCAAGAAAGGAGAAAGAAGGUCUAUUCCUCACUAGCCCCUUUCUUCUAUUCCUUGUACCAUCCCAAGAGAAAGCUGCCAAGGUCCGUGCAGUGUGCAAGCCUUUGAAGGCUCUGGGAAUACAUACAGUGAGUUUACAUCCUGGUGCCUCCUUGGAUCACCAGAUUCAUGGCCUAAAAAGUUGUGAGCCUGAAUUCCUUGUGGCCACACCUGAGAGACUUUUGGAGCUUAUUUCCUUGAAGGCCAUUGACAUAUCUGGUGUCUCCUUAUUGGUUGUUGACGGACUGGACACUCUCUGUAAAGGAGGCUACCUUGAUAUGAUUAAAUCUAUUAGGCAGUCAAUUUCUGGAAAUCCCCAUGCGGUUGUUUUCAGUGAACGCUCAAGCUGUACCUCUGUUCCAGGUGUAGAAGAUCUCCUUAGAGGAUCAUACUGUAGAUUACCUCUUAAAGGUUCAAUUAAUAAUCAAAGUGCUUGCAUUGCUCAGUCUAUACAUGCGUGAAGAAAAACUACUAAAGGUAUGCUUAUCACUUGGUUUUUAUGCAAAAAUUGUAUGAUCAAAUUUUGACAGCAGAACAACUCAGCCGUUGGUGAUUGAUUCAGAGCACAUGAGCACCACCUAGAAUAGUUCGUGAUCUUGACUUCAAAUUGGCCAUAUCCAAUUCUCGCAGAGAUGGGCGGCUGCACUUUCAAUUGUUUGUUACAUAGCUGUUUUUAUAGCAAGAGAAGAUGUUGCACCACUUGCAGGACCAUGGAUUGAUAUUGUGAAUGAGUGCAGGAAGCUCUAUCUGACUGAAGCCCCCGGGAUAUUUAUGACACUCCACAUCAUGGCUUUUGAGAUGCUGGAGUUACAAUUCUCUUUAAGAAUGUUGUAUCAUUCGCAUUUUUGCCUGAAAAUGCAAUUAGAUCAAAUAUCAUGAACCCUUAUAUUUUGUUUUUCUGCAUCAUGACCCUUCCUAACGUCACUGACCGGGCUAAAUUUUGUUUACAAUUUUGGCAUUGUGCGACUUCAGGUAUGUCUCCUGUAACACACAAUCUCAGCAUCCACAUGAAGAUAGUGAGUAUUAGUGCUAUUGUGUAAUUUAUAAUGUUUUCAGAACCAAGAAUUGAUAAAGUUCAUGAUUCAUUAUUCGGAUCCGUGAUUGAAUUACGGUUGAA